UCCUGUGUGUGGACGUAGUUCCUCACGUCCCUGAUCCUGCUGCCUACAGCCGUGCCUUCCCUACCAUGGUGGACUCUUAUCCUUCUGAAUUUGUAAGCCAAAAUAAAUGCUUUUGUCUAUAAGUUUCUUUUUUGGCAAGGGUAUUUUAUCAUAGCAACGACAUCUACAACUGACAAAGGCAGUCUGCGCUGCUUUAGCCCACUACUGCUUUCUGAAUCCUUGCAUUUCUGAAUCAUUUCGACUGAGAAAUAUGCUCAGAAGAUUGAUGAGACACACUGAAAACUGCAGCAUCUGCAGUCCUCACUGGUCAGUAAAAAGGGUCCAAUUCUUCUCCAUGACAAUUCCUGACCCCGUGAGAACAAACGAUGCUUCAGAAGUUGGAUGGCCUGUGCUGUGAAGUUUUAUUCACUACAUUCACCUGACCUUCUGAGUGACUAAUAUGCUUUCAAGUAUCACAACUUUUCACAGGGACAAUGCUUCCACAACCAUCAGGAUGCAGAAAUGCUCUGUGGGAGUUCACUCAAUCUCGAGAUUUUGAGUCUUCUGGUGGUUUCUGGACAGAACCAAAUGUUAGAGAAGUCCUUUACCGCCUGUGAAAGGUGAAAGGAACAAAUACAACCCAACAGCGUGCUACUGAAGAAAGCAUUCACAGAACAGUGGAGGGUGAACCUUAUUUGGCAGCUCCCAUUGUACGCUCAAUUCAUUGAGCCCUGUUGUGAGGGCUUCAAACAGUGACAUCACCACAGCAGUUGUGAAACAGCCCCCUCACCACUGACUGCCCCACAGCCUUACGGUUCCUGUGCCUUCAGACAGACCAUUUCAGUUUUACAGGUUUUGGAAAAUGACCAUGAAGACUGAAGAAAUUACAUUCUUUACAUAAUACUUGGAGUUAAUGACUGCUUAUGGCAUUUUCUUGAAAAUUAAAUAUGACUUAGAAGCGUCAAAGGUUUAUGAUGUCAUCGGUUUCAACAGAAAGCAAACUCCAGCAGGCUGUCAGCCUGAAGGGAGUUGACCCAGAAACAUGCAUGAUUGUGUUUAAGAACCACUGGGCACAGGUUGUGAAAAUCUUAGAGAAGCAUGACCCCUUGAAGAACACCCAGGCAAAAUAUGGGUCCAUCCCCCCAGAUGAGGCCAGCGCUGUGCAGAACUAUGUAGAACACAUGCUCUUUUUGCUAAUUGAAGAACAAGCCAAGGAUGCUGCAAUGGGGCCAAUCCUGGAAUUUGUGGUCUGUGAGAACAUCAUGGAAAAGCUCUUCCUUUGGAGCUUGAGACGAGAAUUCACUGAUGAAACCAAACUUGAGCAGCUCAAGAUGUAUGAGAUGUUGGUCACUCAGUCCUACCAGCCUCUGCUGCACCACAAGCCCAUCCUGAAGCCCCUGAUGAUGUUGCUGAGCUCCUGUUCAGGGACAGCCACCCCAGCUGUGGAGGGAAAGCUAGUUGUCCUGCUCAACCAGCUCUGCUCCAUCCUUGCCAAGGAUCCAUCCAUCCUGGAGCUCUUCUUCCACACCAGUGAAGACCAAGGGGCUGCCAACUUCCUCAUCUUCUCUCUUCUGAUACCCUUCAUUCAUCGAGAGGGCGCAGUAGGCCAGCAAGCACGGGAUGCUUUGCUAUUUAUCAUGUCUCUCUCUGCUGAGAACAGCAUGGUGGCCAAUCACAUUGUGGAAAAUACCUACUUCUGUCCCGUACUUGCAACGGGACUCAGUGGUCUGUACUCUUCCCUGCCCACGAAGCUGGAAGAGAAGGGUGAGGACUGGCACUGCCUUCUGAAGGACGACUGGCUCCUGCUGCCUGCCCUCGUGCAGUUCAUGAACUCGCUGGAGUUCUGUAACGCAGUUAUCCAGGUGGCUCACCCCUUGAUCCGCACUCAGCUUGUCAGCUACAUUUACAAUGGAUUUUUGGUACCAGUAUUGGCUCCUGCCCUCCAUAAGGUGACAGUAGAGGAGGUCAUGACCACAACUGCAUAUCUGGACCUCUUCCUGCGCAGCAUCUCUGAGCCAGCGCUCCUGGAGAUCUUCCUCCGCUUCAUCCUACUGCACCAGCAUGAAAAUGUCCACAUCCUGGACACCCUCACCAGCCGAAUCAACACCCCUUUUCGGCUUUGUGUGGUGUCCUUGGCGCUGUUCAGAACGCUCAUCGGUUUACACUGUGAAGAUGUGAUGCUACAGCUAGUUUUAAGGUAUCUGGUCCCCUGCAAUCACAUGAUGCUGAGUCAAAGGUGGGCUGUGAAGGAGAGAGACUGUUACUCCGUGUCUGCGGCCAAGCUGCUUGCCUUGACCCCUGUCUGUUGUGCCAGUGGUAUCACUCUGACACUUGGGAACCAAGAAAGGGAUUAUAUUCUCUGGUCCAAGUGUAUGCAUGAUGGCUCAGGACCAGAGGAGCAGCUGCUGCCAGAGACGCCCUGCUCCCCUUCUUCACCUUCCCCUCCUCCCCCACCCACCCCAGCAGCAUGCAUUGUGGAGUAUGGGAAGGCCCUGGACAUCAGCUACCUGCAGUAUCUGUGGGAAGCCCACACCAACAUCCUCCACUGCAUGAGGGACUGCAGGGUGUGGUCAGCCCUCUAUGAUGGGGACUCACCUGACCCUGAGACCUUUCUGCAGAAUCUGUCAGAAGAGAGCCGAGAAAUCUCAGCCCACCCAGAGGCCAGACUCCCACAGCAGCGUGCGAGGACAUCAGGGCAGACAAAGGACAAGAGCCAGUCAGAGCUGGAAUGGGAUGACAGCUACGACACUGGUAUCUCCUCAGGGGCUGAUGUGGGCUCCCCCGGGCCUUAUGACGAUGUGGAGACCCCGGCCCCACCAGCACCUAUUGAUCCCCCCAAACACAUCCAAGAGAUGAAGAAGAACGCCAUCCUCCUGUUCAAGGGGUCCUACAUUGAAGAGUCAGACUUCCAGGAUGACGUGAUGGUAUACAGGCUGUGUGCUGAGAAGGACGCAGAGGACACCAGGGAGCCGCAGGGGGAGACUGCAGACCCACCAGCUGAGGCUCAGCCCAAGCCCCAGCCUGAAGCCCAGAGUCUCCCCAUGAGCAAUGGACCUCUCCUAAGUCCCGAUCCAGAGACAGAGUCACAACCCAGCAGGGAGAGAGCAGAUCUGCAUCAGAACAUGUUCUCAGAAGCCAAGCCAGAGAAUGAGCCUGGUGUAGCCUUAGCAUCAGACUCGGAGUUGACAGCCCCCGAGUUUGAGGCAGAACCCCAGUCAGACUUGCUGAUUGCCAGUGCAGAGGGUGAAGAUUUCAUCGCACAGUACGACCAAAUCAUUCAAGAACUGGACUCUGGCACUGAGGGCUUGACAGAGCAGAGCAUCCCCGACUCUGAGCCCUUGCUUCUCACACACCAGGAUGAAAGGAGGGAAGAGUGUAAAGCUGAGGAGGAGGAGGAGGAGGAGGAGGAGGAUGACUUCGACUCUCUCAUGGUGGACACGCCUGCUGUGGAGGCCGGGCCUUCCCCAUUUGGUGUGGGAGAGGACACUGCCUGUACCAGCCCCUAUCCCGUGAGGACUCAGAGCACCCCGUUCACAGGUCCAUUCAUCAGUGUGGUUCUGUCAAAGCUGGAGAACAUGCUGGAGAACUCUCUGCAUGUCAACUUGCUUCUUAUUGGCAUCAUCACCCAGCUGGCCAGCUACCCGCAGCCGCUCCUGCGCUCCUUCCUCCUCAACACCAACAUGGUCUUCCAGCCCAGCGUCCGCUCUCUCUACCAGGUCCUUGCAUCUGUGAAAAACAAGAUCGAGCAGUUUGCUUCUGUGGAGAGAGACUUCCCGGGCCUACUCAUCCAAGCUCAGCAGUACCUGCUCUUCCGGGUGGACAUGGCUGACAUGACCCCUGCAGCACUCACCAAAGAUCCCAUUCAGGAGAUCUCCAGGCCAGAGAGUGACAAGACCCUUUUGGAUGGCCCUCCACGUGUGCUUCAGCCCUUCCUGGGCAACAGAGCCAAAGUGACCAGGGCACCCCCAAACCUGCCUCUGCCGGUGAAGAACACCAUGCUGGCUGCUGCUCUCUUCCCAGAGUUCCUGAAGGAGCUGGCAGCCUUGGCCCAAGAACACUCCAUUCUGUGUUACAAGAUCCUGGGGGACUUUGAAGACUCUUGCUGUUAGCCUUUUAUACUAUUUUCAUAGAGAUUUGGUUUUAUAAGGUUAUAGUGUCCUGACUGAAUGUUAAAUGCAAAGCUGCUUAUCAAAAACAUCUUUGAUAUUUCCUGACAAUACUUGAUUUAGAGGGAGGGGUUUUGGUGCACCUUCUCUCUCUCCCCUUGUUAUAUGGAAUGUAAGCCUUGUGAGCUGGCUGUCUCCUUGGCAGGUCCUUUCUGCUGUUUUUCCUCUUCAAAUGGUUUGUAGUUGUUCUCCCAUGCCUAGGAGUGGAGGAAGACAUUCAGCUUGUAGCUCGGACGCCAUGGAGCACACAGUGAGGCUCUGUGAUCUCUGGCUACCAGGGGGUCAGCUCCUCAGCAGUCUCGAGGAGACUCCUCUGCAGCACGCACAUGCCUGGCAACCUCUGCGCUGGCAUGCAGUGUAAGAACGUGGAGCUCCCCCUGCCACACAGGACACAUCAUUGGCCGCUCAGAAUUUUACUCCUAGGACUAGCAAUCUCUCCACACGUAUUGCCUUAUGUUGUGGGAAAGUCCCCAAGCCCCAGCUGUCUGCCCAAAAAUUCACACAGAGAGAAUCUGGAAUGCAGGAUUUUUUUUUUCUUGUGGCUUGAGAGCUGUUCUAAUCACUGGAGCACAACCAAAACACAAGACAGCCUUAAUUCAGUACAAAAGGAAGCAUACCUAUGCAAACUUUGGAUCUUAGGUAUUUGAUCAGAUGAAAAAAGUGUGGUGUCAUAUACUUGUUAAAAAAAUUACUGUUUAAGUGUUUUAUGAAAACAAAUGUUAACUUGUGAUGCACAGAGGAUUUUUUUUUUUUUGGUGGGGGGUGCAGAUCUUGGAAUGGAUGCAAAAGAUAAAACUAUGCUAACUGUAACUGGAGAAACUCUGGUUUUAUUUUACUAAUAUGCUGUACUUGUAGAGAAAUGAGCACUGUACAUCCCAUGUCAGCUAGGACAGAGAUGCAUACAGGUCACAGGGAACUUGUGAAGCCAGGUGCCUGCUGGUGUCUCCCUCCUCACGGCCAUGGUGCAUGCCAAGUAUCCAGCAGUAGAGGAUGCCCCAGUUGGGAUGUACUGGCAUCUCUGGCUGCUUGCCAGCCUGUUCCCAACAGCAUGGUUAUACUUCAGUCAUAGCUUUAUAAAAUAACUACCAAACAGGGAGGAAAGACACACACACACACACACACACACACACACACAGACCACAACUUGUAUUUAUGAAUAUUACAGUCACCUUAUGUUCUGAACCUGGCUCUGAAGUGAGGUGGCGGAGUCUCCCUGGUGGAGGGAUGCAAUGCCUAGCUCUCUCUGUUCUUUGUGGGCAUCUGUGCUGAGCCCCAAGGGUGAGGCCAGUCCCAUUGGUUGUGUCUUCGGAACCCUAGUUUGUGACAGUCAGGUCCCUGGUACAAGAGAGUGAUGGAGGAAAGAAUCAGCUCUGAGGCACUGCAGGCCUUCGCAAGAUCUUGAAGUAGUUUUAGAUUGAGAAAGCUGGAGAGCUAGCCCAUGAGCGAAUGCCCAAGUAGAUCUGGCCUAGGCCAGGUGACAGUGUAUUAUAGCCUAAACGAGAAACCCCCUUACCUGUUCAUGGAAUAUUGCUGACUUUACAUGUAUUUAGAAAACCAGUUUGCCCAGCCAUGGUGCAUCAGCCAGCACGUGGAAGGCACAGUAAAUUGGCCUGUUCUUGCCUUCCUGAUGCAUG
Mastomys coucha (southern multimammate mouse) is the source of this 5779-nucleotide messenger RNA. RefSeq names its product family with sequence similarity 160 member A1 (gene Fhip1a). The transcript has 15 exons. NCBI's taxonomy places the organism in Eukaryota, Metazoa, Chordata, Mammalia, Rodentia, Muridae. The record is from RefSeq and is a predicted model, not a curated record. Bases 951 to 4088 code for a protein of 1045 amino acids.